CUGAACAUUUCCCACGGAGGAGUCACAGGACUUGUUGCUGUGAGGAUCAGUGAGCAGUAGAUUAAGUUACUUUUUCAGGUUGGAGAAAAGAAGAUGAAUAAGGUGGUUUUAGUGACGGGAGCAAACAGCGGGAUUGGCCUGUCGCUGUGUGAGCGUCUCCUUUCACAGGACACAGAGGGUCUCCAGCUGUGUUUGGCGUGCAGGAACAUGAGAAAGACUCAGGCAGCUCGCUCCGCCCUCCUGGCCUCUCACCCUACUGCCCAGGUAGCCCUCCUGCAGAUGGACACCAGCAGCAUCACAUCCGUUUUAAAUGCUGCACAGGAAAUCAAACUGAGGUAUAACCGGCUGGACUACCUCUACCUGAACGCAGGCAUCAUGCCAAACCCGCAGGUUGAUGUGAAAGCUUUCUUCAGAGGCCUCUUCUCCAGCAAGAUCAUUGCCAUGUUUGCCACCGGCGAGGGGAUUCUGACACAGAAAGACUGCGUCACCACCGACGGCCUGCAAGACGUGUUUGCAACCAACCUCUUUGGUCACUUCCUGCUUAUCAGGGAGCUGGAGCCAAUCCUGUGCCACGCCGGCCGGUCCUCCCAGCUGAUCUGGAGUUCCUCCAGUAACGCUCACCGCUCCGCUUUUAACUUAGACGAUAUUCAGCACAGAAGAGACACCCAACCUUACAGCUCCUCUAAAUAUGCCUCCGACCUGCUCAGCCUGGCGCUGAACACACACUACAACAAACAGGUCCGCUCUCACACACCCCUGUACUCUGCAUCGCCCAAGCAGGCGAGGAUCCUGCCCUCCUUCCCAGCAUUCCUCUGGACUCUACUCAUGCCCCUUUUUUGGCUUAUCAGAAUUUUCACCAACACGUUCACCCUGACCCCUUACAAUGGAGCCGGAGCCCUGUUCUGGCUUUAUAAGCAGAGACCUGAAUCCCUCGACCCUCAAGCUAAGUACCACAGCUUAACAUCUGGACUCGGUAACAACUACACACGACCGAGUAAGAUGGAUAUUGAUCUGGAAACAUCGGCGGCUCUGUAUGAGAAAUUAUUACAACUGGAAAGUGUCUGACAUCUGUGAUAUAGAUAUGUCCAUGUAUGACACAGUCUUGCAAAAUAUUUUGAUGUCUUGUUUCGAUUGUUUUUAAAUCCUAUGUGAUCUUUAAUUUGCUCAUUUAAGUCCCUGCUGUCAUGUGUAUGUUUCUUUGUCCUGCUUGUUCAAAAAUGUAAUAAAAAGAAUAUAUAUA
Molecule: messenger RNA, 1240 nt
Organism: Labrus bergylta (ballan wrasse)
Lineage: Eukaryota; Metazoa; Chordata; Actinopteri; Labriformes; Labridae
Gene: hsd17b7
Product: hydroxysteroid (17-beta) dehydrogenase 7
Biological process (GO): cholesterol biosynthetic process
Cellular component (GO): endoplasmic reticulum membrane
Molecular function (GO): estradiol 17-beta-dehydrogenase [NAD(P)+] activity; 5-alpha-androstane-3-beta,17-beta-diol dehydrogenase (NADP+) activity; 3-beta-hydroxysteroid 3-dehydrogenase (NADP+) activity
Source: RefSeq, a predicted model, not a curated record